GACAAAUUGAACCAUCUCCGAAUUUUGUAUGGAGAAGGCAACAAAUUCAACGUCCGAAGAGUAUAUUGGCUGCUUGGGUGCUUGAGUCUCUCCAGAUGUACCAAAAAUCAGUCAUUCCUUCGAGAGGAUUGAUGCGCCAAUGCAUAUUGCGUGGCAGAAGCACGAUAUCCACAGAGCUCUUUGUUCGCAGAAAUGUUUCUACUCAUAGCAGUGUGUCAAUAGGGAAAUUCGUCCAAGAAGCUACCAAUCCAGUCAACAAAUCCCAAAUAUACAUAUCACGAACGAACGAUCCAUUCAUUAACUUGUCCAUCGAACACUAUCUUCUGCAGAAGACCCCCGCAGAUUCUACGGUCUUAUUUCUCUACACCAAUGAACGCAGUAUUGUUAUUGGACGAAAUCAAAACCCUUGGAAUGAAGUGAAUCUUGGUCUGCUCGCACAAUCCCCGAUUGGAGAUGUAGCCUUGGUUCGACGCCGUUCGGGGGGAGGAACCGUCUUUCACGAUCUUGGAAAUGUCAAUUACUGUGUCAUAUGUCCUACGUCGCAUUUCGAUCGCGAUAAGCAUGCCGAGAUGGUAGUGAGAGCUUUACAUAAACUUGGUGUUGAUCGUGCUAUGGUUAAUGCUCGACAUGAUAUAGUAUUGAAGCCAACAAACGUGGGUGGAAGUGGGUUUAAAAUAUUCAAGGUAUCAGGUUCGGCCUAUAAGUUAACAAGGGAAAGAUCUCUUCACCAUGGUACUUGUUUACUAAACUCUCCAAACAUUUCAAACAUUGGAAAAUUCCUGAGGUCCCCUGCAAUGAGAUUCAUCACUGCUCGUGGUGUGGAAAGUGUCAGCUCUUCAGUUGCAAAUGUCAAGAUCCAAAACAAGGCAUUCGAAAAAGCAGUAGUAGAGGAGUUCAGUAAGAUGUAUGGUUCUCAAGAACCAAUACUUUUACGGGAGGAUGUCAAAGAAGUUCCCGAGAUAUCUAAAGGUUUGGAAGAGCUUACUUCUUUAGAUUGGAUAUUCUCACAAACUCCCCAAUUUUCAUUCUCAGCAGAUACAUCAAUAAAAAACAAAAAGACGCAGCUUCCGCUUCCCAGAGACUUGCCGCCAGAUUUCAAGGCCAACUUCACGGCACGAAACGGAGCAAUUAUCGAGGCCGAUGUAGAAUAUAAAGAAAAUGGCGAACCGGUCCAAAUUGGGAAGGAACUAGUGAACAAAAAGAUACAUGAAAUCGAGUGGAAUAUGUUCCCUAGUAGCUUUUCUGAGGAACCUUUGAAAUGGCUCAGCAGAUUAUUCUCCCACAAAUUAGUGGAUUGGAGAAAAGAGCGGAGAAGGGAUGCUUGAACUUUCCCAGUAGAAAGCUUAAUGCACCUCUAGAUUGGAACGUUAGUGUCGUCACACAUAACGUUAAACUACGGCUCCAUGAACAAACGUUUCUUUUGCAUGUUCAAUAUACUUAAUAAAUACCCAAUGACAAGUGUCCCUUUUCAUCACAGCCGCAUUGACACUUUGUCAAUACUUUGAAACAACAAAUGUUCACCAAUUGAGGUUCAUCAAAGCGGGAGAUCUGCAACCUAAUUGUUUCGCGUAAUUUCACCCAUGUUUCUUAAAUCAAGAUGACCCCGUAAAACUUGCA
Messenger RNA from Botrytis cinerea B05.10, 1617 nucleotides. It is a transcript of the gene Bcaim22, whose product is annotated as Bcaim22. Gene Ontology annotation, cellular component: cytoplasm; mitochondrion. The record is from RefSeq and is a predicted model, not a curated record. Gene Ontology annotation, biological process: protein lipoylation. Bases 96 to 1325 code for a protein of 409 amino acids. Lineage: Eukaryota; Fungi; Ascomycota; Leotiomycetes; Helotiales; Sclerotiniaceae. Gene Ontology annotation, molecular function: lipoyltransferase activity. The transcript has 3 exons.